Molecule: messenger RNA, 609 nt
Organism: Nerophis ophidion (straightnose pipefish)
Lineage: Eukaryota; Metazoa; Chordata; Actinopteri; Syngnathiformes; Syngnathidae
Product: small integral membrane protein 24-like
Exons: 3
Coding region: 64-348 (94 amino acids)
Source: RefSeq, a predicted model, not a curated record
GGUAGAAAGUCUCGGCCUGCUUGAGGAUCCUGUGUGGGAAGGAGCUGAUCGGAAGACUUCAGCAUGAUUUGGCCUUUUAUUCUCUGGGCCGGCCUGCAAACUGCGGCCCAGUGCUCGGCUCACAAAGGUGUACGGGCGGCCAGGGGGUCUGAGUCGGUGACGCUGCAGCCUUGGUUGACGGGUCUGACAGCCGUGGUUAUCUUCCUCUUCCUUGUCUUCGUCAUUGUUGUCAUCAGAAGACUGCUGCAGAAGAACAGGUGGGAGGAAGACAAGCAGGAGGAUGUGUUUGGAUAUGAGAACAAGGUAGUGGAGAUGGAGGAAGAUGACGUGAAGAACACCUACUUUUAGGAGCAGUGGAAGACUUUUGUUUGUGAGCUGACUGACAUCAUCAACCACUGAGCAGCUUUCUUUCAGAAACAUCUUCUUCAUGAUGAUGAUGAUGAAUAUUAGUAUGUAGUUUUCACAGCCUUAUUCCAAAAUGGUAUCCGCUCAUUUUAUCCCUCAUAAUUCUCCAAAAUGACAACAUUAAACACAGUUUUGGUGAUUUUUGCAAAUGUGUUCAAGUAAAUAAAUAAGAAAUCAUGUAAGUAUUCUUGUCACAAAGCUGAA